GUUGUAAUUUUAUUCUUAGUAAUUUGUGCUAUUUGCCAACAAUAUCGAGUUUAUUGAAUAUGUGCUCUUGUUUGGUUCACUCUCGGUUAUAAAGAAUUUAAUAUCUGGGCUCCAUGUAUAUGUUAUGCGGCAAGUUCCUUUCAAAACCAAUGACAUUAGAUGAACUCGAUGUGCGUUUUGGCCAUUUUACUUGGCUUGCGUUGGUGAUUCGUACAUAGUCACGUGACCACAGUGGUUUUUGGAUCAAUGGCGCCAAAUGACUUUUACAGAAAAUGUAUUGGGAACGCAAACUGAAAUGCCAUCAUGUAGUGAAUGAUGUGACAUUCUACACGAUGCUGCUACCACGUUCUAAGUGCAAAGCUGUAGUAGGAUCGUGAACAUGUAGGUUGUGGACAUUAGUGCGAGAGAUGUCGAUGAGAGGCACAAAAAGGGCGACAGUGACGCGCGGCGAAGAGCCCAGCACGUCUAAGCGCCGCAGGAUGGAACCAGAGGAUCCUCUCUGGCAGCUACGUCCUGUCAGUGACCUCAAGAUGUCAUCAAUAUAUAAUAGAAGUGCCUCGGAGGCACCUGCAGAAUUAUUCAGAAAAGACCUAAUCAGCGCGAUGAAGUUGCCUGACAAUGAGCCGUUGACGCCGAGCGAGUACUGGAUCAUCACUGAUACUUGGAAACAAGACUGGGAGAGAGGCGUGCAGGUCCCCGUCAACCCUGACUCUCUACCGGCACCAAAAGUCAAGAUCAUUGAGAAUCCACGUUCUCCAAACUUCCAAGAAUUUCAUUUGCCUAAAGACAAAUACAUACAUUUAACACGGGAUGUGAACUACCAAUCCGAUAAACACAUUUUGAGCACAACGCCGGCUCGCGCAGAGGCAGCCUGCAGCUAUGAUUUAGACGCCACCGACAUAGCUUGGCUGAAGCUGCUCAAUUCCGAACGAGCCAGAGCUGGAGCCGCCCCCAUCAACGAAGACCAGCUCGAGAAAGUAAUUGAAGAGUUAGAGAUUCGAACAUGGGACAAAAUUCAAGCUAUAAUGAAGUCUGAAGAGGGCCUCGGUAUCGAGUACGACGAGAAUGUAAUUUGUGACGUGUGCCGAUCGCCGGACUCUGAAGAUGGAAAUGAAAUGGUGUUCUGCGACUCUUGUAAUAUUUGCGUUCACCAGGCUUGUUAUGGCAUAACUGUUAUCCCCGACGGUCAGUGGCUGUGUCGACCGUGCGGCGACGGUGUAAGACCUGUCUGUGUUCUGUGCCCUAACCUCGGUGGUGCCAUGAAAUGUACUCCACUCGGGCGGAAGUGGGCACACGUCAGCUGCGUCUUAUGGAUUCCAGAGGUGUCUAUCGGUUGUGCUGAAAAAAUGGAACCUAUUACAAAAAUAUCUGCUAUACCCGCGUCCCGAUGGUCGCUCGUAUGUGUUCUUUGCCGCGAACGUAAAGGGGCUUGUAUUCAAUGUUCUGUUAAAACUUGCAAAACAGCUUAUCAUGUUACUUGUGCGUUUAAACAUGGUUUAGAAAUGCGUGCGAUAAUUGAGGAUGAAAAUGCCGACGACGGCGUAAAGUUACGAUCUUAUUGUCAGAGGCAUAGUGUUAAUUCGAAAAAAGAAAAAUGUCCAGGUUCAGGUUCAGAAGAGGAGGAGGUUAAAAGGAAACGCCGUAAAGAUAUGACUUCAGAGGAAAAAACUCAAGCUCGUGCCGCGCGAUUGCAGGAGAUAGAGCGGGAGUUUGACAAACACGUGAACGUAAAAGAUAUCAGUACGCAUUUAUUAGAUGUUGAUCAGGAUGCUAUUCAUUAUAUUUACAACUACUGGAAAUUAAAAAGGCGGGCGGGUCACAACCGUCCCCUUUUGCCACCUAAAUCUGAUGAUAGUGAGCUCCUUACUCAUAGACAGGAACAAGCCGACCUCGAUAAAAUGAAAAUGUUUGUCCAGCUCAGGCAAGAUCUUGAAAGGGUUCGUAAUUUAUGUUACAUGGUUAGUAGGCGAGAAAAAUUGUCUCGAUCGUUUUUUCGUAUGAGAGAACAAACAUUUCAUAAACAAAUCUCACUUUUAUCUUCUGGAACUGCUAUUCCAGACCAUGAAUUGACAGCUAUAAUAGAAGCAAAUCACGGUCCUUCAAUAUAUGAUCGACUUUAUUCUCAUCCCAAUGCCCCUGAUCAUAAAAAUGACUUUGACGAAUUAAUGGCGCGAAUAGCUCCGCCUGAGUCGGGUGACGAGAAAAAAAAAGAUCGCAAUGGAUUAGUUCGAAGUUCGAGAGCGGCAAAUCCCUACAAGAAACACUAUGUUAAUGGAUCGCGUCGAAGUGGUAGUAUGUACAGUGGUCUCUCUAGUGAAGAAAGUGCACCAGAAACGAAUAGAAGACAUCGCGGCAGGACUGGUUCAAGUACUGAUGAGGACGAAAAAAAACCUACUACUUCGCCAAAAAAAAAGAUCUCUGCAAAAUCGAAGAGUAAGAGAUCUCCAAAAAAGCCUGAGAGAAAGAAGAAAAAAGUACCACAAUCUAAAGCUUUUGUUGAAAGCAGCAGUGAGGAUGAAACUAUAGUAAAAACAAGUAAAAUAAAAAAGGACAGAACUCGUAGUAAGACCCUACAACAAAUGGAAAAGGAAAUGACUGCAGGAAAGGUGGGACAGUCUGGUACUGACAGUGAAGAUUUGAUGCCAAUGAGAACUACAAGAAACAAUAAGUUUCCUUUAGAUAUCUAUUCCGAUAGUAGCGAGGAUUUGGCACGUAACAAAUCAGAUUUCAAAGUUGCAGACAAAGUAAAGCUUGAAAAGUCUAGAAACGAUAAAAUAAAGACUGAGAAAUCUCCCAUUGUCAAUGAUUCACAACAAUCACUUCCUCGAACUAAAGCAGCUAUGAAGGAGUUUGUUCCUUCACAGUCUGAAAAAAAACUUAAUGCAAUUGAAGAUGAAAAACCUGCCCCUAAAAAACGAGGCAGAAAACCAUCAAAUAAAAACGAGAAGGAUAAAAAAAACAUCCCUAAACUUGAAGUGGAUAGUCAAGUAAAAAAUAGAUUAAGUGUUAAGUAUCUAAAGAAAAAGCACAAUCCAACUGAUUUGAUAGUUCCCCAAAGACAAGCAGCAAAAAAAGCUUCAGAAAAUAUGCGUUCAACUGCUGCCGUUAAAAAAGAAGAACUACCACCGGAAAAACUUACCGAAGACUCAAAAAGCAAAAUUAAGUUUAAAGACAAAGCAAAAGAUAAAGAGAUUAAAGAAGUCCCAGGUAAAAUCAAUAGAAAGAAAUCUAAGGAUGCCGAGAAAGAAACAAUAGCAUAUGUUCCUCAAAGACAAGCAGCAAAGAAAGCUGCAGCACAUAUCAAAGGAGGACUUGGUAACAAGCAACCACUUCUUGAAUCAGAUAAUGAUAAAAAGAAAGAUUUUGCACGACCUGAAACAUCCAAAAUAUCACCCAAGAAAGAGGAAAUAAAAGUUAUUAGAGUGCCACUAAAACAAAGUUCUAGUUCUUCUUCAAACUCUAGUAGCAGCAGUUGUUCAUCGUCUUCGAGCUCGGAAGAAGAACAAGAGAAACAUGAAAUUAAACCAAUCUCCAAAGCGCCAGAAAUAAAACCUGCUAUUAGAAAACCUUCUAUGUUUUCACCUCAACCAACUACUAGACCGACAGUGGACUUGCCCUUUCUUGACAAGGUGUCCAAGCCGUUGUCUUCAACGAGUGCUUCGAGUGAUACCGACAGUUCAAGGGACUACAACAGAUCAGGAUCUGAAAGUCCCACUCCAAGAAGACCAAGACGAAGAAGGAAGGGGAAAAGUAUUUCAACUGAUGCGUCCCCACGCAAGACCCUUGACAAGAAGCUUAAAACUUCCGAACGGGGGUUCGAGUGUAGGGUACCAUCACCGUCUGUUGAAAGAGCGGAAUCAAUCCGAACCAACAACGCGCGUGCUGCCUCACGUGCUCGGACCAGAAGCAUUACUGCAAGCGGAAAUUUGUUUGAUAAGCCUGAUGCCGGAUCUAGAAAACCAUCCAAAGACGACCCAGAACCUACCCUUGGACCAGAUAAAUCUACGAAAGAGAGCAACCAGUCCUGUGAACUUCCGGCUUCGGAGUGGAAAGCGAACGAGGAAAUAAAGCAAGAGAUAAAAGUAGAAGUAACAAAUUGUGAUGAACCAGUCAAAAGCGAAGUUACAAUAAAGCCUUUGACAAAAAUGCAACCUACCUUAAGUGAAGAAAAAGUUGAACCACCUGAACCACAGCAAAUGAAUGAGGCUAGUCCUAAAAAGAAUGCUGAUUUAAAACAGAAAUCUUUGACAAGUAGGCGUAUGAGUGUAAAAGAACCAGUAACUGUUAAAGAGAUUAAACUGCUGCCAGAAGAAAUACGUCAUCCCGUAACUAAAGAACGUAGAAUGAGUAAACAUGAAGUUAAUGCCGUAGGAGAGCGUAGUCAUUUGUCACCGAUAAAAAAGCCUGUUUCUAUUGAGAAGGUAGUUCAAAUGUUGCCUGAAAAGAAAAGCCCAAUUCCAAUCAACGAUGCAUACACCGAUAAUGAUAAAGAUUGGUUACCAAAAGCACCCAGUCCAGUUGCGCUUCCAACGCCGGUUGAAAAACCCGGAGGACACGAAAAAUAUAUGACCGAAGACAAGUCGCUAGACUCUGACUCUGCAGACAAAAGCAGUGUUAAAAUGAUUGCCAAAAUCCAAGCGAAUUUAAAUGAAAACACUAUGAUAAAAUCUCCAAAAACUCCUAUGGAUGCUAGGACAGCUACAUUGGAUUCAUUAGAUGUUGAUCAUGCUAUGAUAAGAAACAUUAGAAAGCGUUCCAUAUUAGAUCCGGAAAGAAAAUUUAUAGCUCAAGAUGCUAGUCACGUCCAAGGAGUUGAGAUAUCGAAAAGUGCGAAGAUUCCAUCGGCCGUAAAUCCUAAUAGGUCAAUGUUUUCGCCGCAACCAAAAGAAAAUGACUUUGAUUAUGAAAUGGUGGCAAUUGAUGAUGGCUUUAAUCACGAUGAUAUUAUGAAAAGAUUCGGUACCUACCCCGAAUUUUUAUUUAAAGAAGAUACAAAAGAACAAGGUGUACAGGAGACCCUUAAUCUAGUUGACAGACUGAGAAUGCAACUCAUAUCGAAGAAAAACACUGUCGAGGUUUCUGCACAAGGAGAACCGUUCAUAGAAGCAAAAGAUGAAAAGCCCGAAGACUUAAAAACUAUUAAAAGAGAUUACGAUCAAGAACCGGUACAAGAGAAAGAAGAAGCAUUAGAUUUGCAUAACGCUAGAGAUCUUACAAAAGAAGCUUGUCACCCUGUGAAUCAUAAACCGCAUCCUAUACCACACACCGACUUGGCUAGGGAUAACAGGGAACACAAGUAUGACACAAAAGAUUACGAUCGUCCUAUAGCAAUGACUAGCGGUGAUAAAUGGUCAGCCGGUCCCGUUGCUAUGACGAUACCGCACGAUCGUGAUCCCGAUCAUGGUCAUGAUCGUGAAUUACAUGUUGUUCGAGGUAAUGACCAAAAAUAUGAUCAUAUACCUUAUAACGAUGAAAUGAAAGAACCUCCGACGGUUCAAUCGGACAUACAAUCCCUGUCCGAAACUGGUGACACAAUAUCUGUGUGUAAACAUAGUGAUGAUUCCCAGUCGAUUUCUGUUGUGGACCACUCUGUUAACAGCAACGAUAAUGACCUAACCCAGGACAAUCAAAAUUAUGAUAAUAAUAAUUCUUUGAUACAUUCUGAUUGCGCUACAAUCUCAUCGCCGUAUGUAAGUCAGGAUAAGUGGAGAGAAAGCAAGAUUACCACCAGGCGAUCUUCUGCUUCGAGCACUAAUUCGGACGCAUCCAUUUGCUCUCAAAAAGCUGCUUUAAAAUCACAUUUGAGUGCAUGUGAAAUAUCUGCUCGUCAAGUUACUAUAAUGCCUGAAAUUGAUUCAUAUCCGCCGGUCCCAGCCUAUUCAUGUACCGUGGAACCAUCAAUGCCCUUAAAUCAGUAUUCUGCUUACCCUCCGAAUGCUUCACCUUAUUUAGGUACAUUAUCGUUACCAUUAUUUGGGAAUCCAGCCUCGCAGCUACCAUUGCCUUCGCCCGGACCUCUUUAUAGUGGAUUGCCAUAUUCAACCACUCCUUUAAUGCCUCCAAAACCUUCGUUUACAAUGUGUGCAGCGUUUACAUCCUCUUCUCAAAAUAUGGCUCUUACCACAGCAAUGAUAGCUUCACCUACACCAAAAGGUUCCGAAUCACCACGUGAUGAAAUCGAUGUUACGGGUAGUGACAAAUUUACCAUACAUGUAGCGAGUAGUCCAAGUAUCAGCGUUGAUUCUUACGAAGCUAGCAAUAAGGCUCCACCUACUAAAAUGUCUAAUGAUAGUCAUGACAGUAUUGUAAGUAUAAAUCAUGAAUCAAAAUCUCCAUCAAAAACGAAACCAGUUACGAAGUUUCCUGGGAAGUCACCAGGGAAAAGUCCUGGAUUUUCACCUAAACAAAGUGAUACGUCAAAGGGAACUAAAAGAUCGACUAACAGAAGUAAUAGGAACCAACGUGGUCGAGGACGUUCUAAGAGUAGAGGUCAUGCCUACCCCCCUGUUGAUUAUUCAGGAAACUCAAUUCAAAGUAAAUUAGUAGGAACAGUAUAUGACUUUCAUGAAGAAAUUGCCAAUGAUAGUGUUGAUCUAAAAGCUUUACGAGAAAGACGAAAAUCAGUAGAUUUAUGUAAAUCCGUUGAUGAUAGGAAACCUGAUCUAUCUUAUAAGGACGUGUCUCGGUCGCCUACCGCUGUAUCUUCUUCGCCUACUACAAAAAUGCCUAAUAUUAACGAUACAAAAGAAAUAAAACCUCCAACUUCUGAGCCUGACGAAAAACCUACUUCUCCUUCUGAGAACGAUGCUUCUGAAGAUGGUCCUGGCUUUUCACGCGUUCAUGCGGUAUUGCCAGGUCCAGUUGACAUGAGAACGUACCAGUCCGUCGAGAAACCAGUUCCUGCUGCUGCAGACCAAUGUCAUUUGCUAGCUUUUGCGAGCGGCACAGCGGAUCAGCAUUUGCCUGAAAUAGACGAAGAAGUGGAAAAAGAACUGCACUCAGCGUUAAUGGCGAGCAAGCCUGGGGAACAUUCACCGCCGCAACCUAAUAUCGCGCUUGAACACAAUGUCGUACCCAAACAAAUUUAUACUCCUCAGCAUCCGAAAGUUUCGCUUUCAGAUUCGCGAAACCAAUUGAAAGUAAAAAUAAAAGGACCAUUUUUGGAUGCUAAUUACGCAACAAGUCACAGUCAGCCCCAGGUUGCUCCCCCCACACCGGCGCCCGUACUCGAUACCAGCACAAAUGUUGUGAACACGAUUGGAAUAUCGGCUUCCACUAUGAUGACUGGUUCGACGAAUUUGAGACGUAUGAGAAAGAAGGAACUAUUGCGUCAAUAUUGGACGCAAGACAUGAAUAUGGACGAUCCGGCUGCUACAUCUGCGAUGACGUUACCACCGCCUGCCGUUCCAUCGCCCCUCACGAGGGCUGUAAUCACAAUACCUAAAGCUGUUGCGUCGAUGACCAGUAUACCGACGCGAGAAGACUAUAAAAUUGCGGAAACACCCGCGGAAAAGAAAAAGCGAAAGGUCUCAAGUGGCCUUUCUCGCGAAUUACGUCAUUUGGAGGUGAGCAUGAACGAUGACGUUGAUCCGUCAGACGAUAUUAAGUUGUCUUCUAUGGCUAGUUCCUCCAAUCAAGCGCACAAGAGAAGAGGACGUGCUACGACUAAGCCAAAUAAAACUACAGCCUCACAGAUCGCUCCGAAACUUAAAAUCAAAAUCGGUGCCAACAUAGUGCAACAAGUUAACGACGAAACAACCGGCGACCAGUUUCGCCCUCCGAAAAAACGGUCGAUACACAAAACUUGCUUAGAAGACAUUCGACGGGAGAACAUGAAGUUCCGUCGAAAGGUCAUGGCCGAUUUCGAAGAAACGGAAAAGGCCAAGAAAUACAAGCCGAGCAAAAGUGAGAAACGUAAAAAGAAAAAGGACAAAAAAUCGGAAAAACUUCAAGUGGUGAACAGUGAAAGUGAAAGUGCUACUAAAUUAAUAAUAAAGAUAAAGCGUAAAAAGGAUGAGAUUUCUAACGUGAACGCUUUGACCUUGGCGGGACCGAGCGGCGCCGUGUCGGUGGCGCCCGAACCGGGGCUCGAUCCGUUCGGCUACGACCCGACCGCGCCAGACCCGCUCGCCAUCGACACGCCCUCGUACAUAGAGGCGAGCGCCGCCAUGCGCAAAGUCCGCACCGCUAAGGUAACACCGAUUCGAUUAAAAUUAGCGCGCAGCUCACAGGGCUCGGGCUACGUGAUGAAGGAGGCUGUAGAGCCAUCCGCCAAUGAGCCCAUGCCCGUUUCUAUCAAUAAACACUGUGAAGUGAGGUGAUAUAGAAAGCGCCGCCGCCGCCGCAGGUAUUAAGUGGACUGCCUUUCGUGCCGAUACCGGCGAACGUAAAAUCUCGUGUACAGUUAAAAAAUAUUAACGUAUAGUGUCUGUAUAUUUUAAAAUUAAUAUUAUCUUGUAAUGAUGUAGUUUACUAUAUUAUUUAUUUGUAUAAAUCGAAAGCUCAAUGUCUAACUAAAAGUUAUUCUAAGAUUAUUAUAAUAAAUCUUGUGUGUUGUGCAUUGAGGAAUGCACAAAUAAAUAGAAAAAAAAUAAAAUAUAAUUAAUUCAUAAUAUAUAUUUUUGUUAAUGUUACUGUUUUCUUUGUGCCUCAUAUUGAAUCUCAUUAAUUUGUCUUUCGAAAACGUAUGUAUAUAUGGAUGUUAAGUAUGGAACGCUUCGCGCGUUACUUUUCGUUAUCACAAAAAAAAAACCAUGUCGACACAUCUGCGUGGUGCGUGGUAAUGAGGGCGCGGCGAGGUUGACUUCCGCUUUCAUUCGAUAUCCUAAUAAUCUAUCUAACAAAUGAUCCCUAACGGCCUACGUCAAUAAACUAUUUGGAUAUCUUAUUUUUAUACGAUGUGUUGAUUCACAUUAUUUUUAACAAAAAGGUACAAACUAAAACGCAACAUAUCAAAUAACAACGAACACAGUAUAUUGUAAAGAAAUAAAACAAAUCUUAUCAUACAUUUAUAAAAUUAGCUCAAUGUUAGAAUAAAUUUAUACAAUUCUUUUUUAUUAAUAAUUUUCAA
This is a messenger RNA of Bombyx mandarina (wild silkworm), 9070 nucleotides long. RefSeq names its product PHD finger protein rhinoceros (gene rno). NCBI's taxonomy places the organism in Eukaryota, Metazoa, Arthropoda, Insecta, Lepidoptera, Bombycidae. The record is from RefSeq and is a predicted model, not a curated record. Gene Ontology annotation, biological process: regulation of transcription by RNA polymerase II.